AUAUAGCAUAAUUGUUAACCAUUGCUCUUUUGUGAAUGCUUUUUGACUCAGGGCGGAAGCGGCCUCUGAGUCCAUCUCAGACUGAACCUGGUGUUGUUCUGAGACGGCGAGGAGAGGAAACUGGCCUCGAGGCCUUUUUGCGUGCGCGCUCCAAAAAUACACAGCCUCAGGAAGGGUCCUGGAGGAAUUCCCAGCAUGUCACUAAUUCUCAUACUUCUGGUAAUGAAGUUUACAAGCGAACGUUGUUUACAGAGGUAGCUUAUCAAGGUCGGACUGAAAAACAUAUUGCAGAUAAAGAGAAUUUUCAUAAUCAUAAUGGUACAAACAAAAGCGGCAAUUCCGAUUCAAGCUUGACAUUCGAACAGACAAUGCAUGAUGUUCACGCCUCUGUUCAUCAUCAAAAAAAUUCAGGGAGUGAGGACUAUGCUUUCACGUGUGCUGCAAGACAAUCAUCUAACCUUGGACAUCAAACACCCCUUAAUUGCAUGCUACGAAAAGGAUUCGAAAAUGAAACCAGAAACAUUAUGGACCAUAACAUGUCGCGGUCAGAAGUGCUGACUAGCGAAGGAGUCCCUGAAAAGCCGAAAAGAAGGACAAGUAAACACAGCAUGAUUCCCUCUCUGGUGCAUGCUAAUGUGUUUUCUUCAAGUCAUAGGGUGCCGUUGUCGGAAGUUGAUUUAAACCGGACAUCAACACAUCAAAUGCAGGGUUGUUCAAGCAAUGCAUCUCAUUCAACUAUUGAAGAUCCAGUUUGUAUUCAAAGACGCCGUGGUCCAAGUGUUGCUACCACAAUUAAGAACAGACAAAGCCACAAUGUACAUGAGCAGACAGACGGAAAUCCUGUUAAAAAUUUGAAUAAAGAAUUCGAGGAUGCUGCUGAUAGCACUUUCUCUGACGGUGAAGAUUUCGAGCAAGAUGAAGAGGAUGACCAUACUCCUAACCUCAACAUGUGGAAUCAGUAUAUGGAUCUUGGUCCUCCCAAUGUUACAUGUUCAAAGUGUGGUUCUCUUAUGUGGAAUGUGGAGAGAAAUAACAAGUCUAGUAAGGGUAGUCAACCAACAUUUUCGCUGUGUUGUCGGAAUGGACAAGUAGUCCUCCCUAAGGAGAAAAAGGCUCCCGAGCCUCUUCAGUCAUUGUUCACGUCUGAUCGGAGGUCCAAGAAUUUCAAAAAAAAUAUCAGAGUUUAUAAUGCCAUGUUUGCAAUGUCCUCCAGUGGGGGUAGGGUUGACCACAAAAUCAAUCGCGGUGGUGCUCCUUAUUGUUUCAAAAUUAGAGGCAUGAACCUUCACUUUAUGGGAAGCCUACUACCGUUGGAGGGAGAAGCGCCGAAAUUCUGUCAGUUGUACAUCUACGACACUGAAAAUGAGUUAAAUAACAGGCUUAAUGCCUUUGGUGAUAAUGUCAGUGAAGAUAUUGAUGAAAGUAUUGUUGAGGAAUUACAGGGAAUGCUUCAUACACAUAAUAACUUGGUAAGACAAUUCCACACAGCUAGGGAACGUUUCAAGUCUGGCGAGCAAGAUGAGUUCAGGUUGGUUUUGGUUUCUUCCCAAGCAGCAAAUGGAAGGCCAAACAAUGUUGGUCCCUCCAAUGAAGUUGGUGGUUUAGUUGUUAAUCAAAACGAGGACACGUCUGGCUUCAGGGACACAGUUGUGGAGACGCGACAUAAGGAGUUGAAGAGAGUUUGGGAAACAGAUGUCUAUUUUAUGCAGCUUCAGUAUCCUUUGUUAUUUCCUUUGGGAGAAGACGGAUUCCAUACGAAAAUCAAAUUGGUGAAAAAUAAGCAGACUCAAAGGCCAGUUAGCGAAAACAGUGGAGAGUUUGGGGAUAUAGAUGGUGGAAAAAGCAGCGUGACCACGUAUCAAUGAUGGAGUAUUACUCCUACAAACUCAUGAUACGCCCGAGUGAAGGACUGACGCCUCAUAUGGGUGGCAGAUUGUGGCAGCAGUACGUUGUUGAUGCCUUCACCGCAAUUGAGCAGUAUAGACUUGACUGGAUAAGCGGGAAUCAAACAACCAUUCGUUCUGAUCUUUACACUUCUGUGCGUGAUGCGGUCAGGAAAGGUGACAAUGACCCGAGUCAGGUUGGUAAGUGUGUUAUACUACCGGCUUCAUUUACAGGAUCACAGCGAUAUAUGUCACAAUACUUCAAAGAUGCACUGGCUUUGUGUCGCACAAUUGCACAUCCUUCACUAUUUCUCACGAUGACCUGUAAUACCAAAUGGCCUGAGAUAACUGAAAUGAUGAAGCACGUGCCUGGCGUAAAGGCUUCUGAUGCUCCUGAUGUCAUUGCGCGAGUCUUCAAAAUGAAACUUGAUCAGCUAAUAGAUCUUAUAAAGAAGAAGAAUUAUUUCGGCCGCUGUAUAGGCUUCAUGCACGUCAUUGAGUUCCAGAAACGUGGUCUUCCACAUGCACAUAUGUUGGUAUGGUUACACCCAAACGACAAGCCAAAGAGUCCUGCACAAAUUGAUAAAUUGGUUUCCGCCGAGAUUCCUGAUAAAGACGUUG
Messenger RNA from Daucus carota subsp. sativus, 2504 nucleotides. RefSeq lists its product as uncharacterized. The transcript is spliced from 10 exons. The coding region runs from base 36 to 1865 and encodes 609 amino acids. NCBI's taxonomy places the organism in Eukaryota, Viridiplantae, Streptophyta, Magnoliopsida, Apiales, Apiaceae. The record is from RefSeq and is a predicted model, not a curated record.